AUGAAUUCAUUGCAUCUCUGUGGUCAAACAUGAGUUACUGAUUAGUGGCUUGGCAGAGAUAGUCGUUUGGAAGAGAUACAGUGACUUUAAGAAACUGCACAAAGAUCUCUGGCAAAUUCAUAAAAACCUAUGCAGGCAUACAGAACUCUUUCCACCUUUUGCCAAAGCGAUAGUAUUUGGGCGAUUUGAUGAAACUGUGAUUGAAGAAAGAAGGCAAUGUGCUGAAGAUCUGUUGCAGUUUUCUGCCAAUAUCCCUGCUCUCUAUAACAGCAAACAGCUUGAAGAGUUUUUUAAGGGUGGAGAAGUGCAUGAUGGGUCUGAACUGAUUGGUCCUGUUGAGCCUCUGUCCGACUCUCUGACUGACAACCUGUCUGACUGCAGCUCUGAAGUUCGAAAGGAUUUGAGUGGGCUUGAUGAUGUGACACUUACAAGCCAAUCGGAAUGUGGAGGCCUCUCCAGUGACAGUGACCUGAUCUCUCUGACAGUCGAUGUAGACUCUCUUGCUGAGUUAGAUGAUGGAAUGGCAUCCAACCAAAGUUCUCCCACUAGAGCUGUCGGCCUUUGCCUUGCUGCCGAACCCCCAGUACAAAGCACGCUGGCACCUGAGCAGGAGUGGAGCAAACACGAAGGAGAGAGGGAAAGCCAUAGUUUGUUUACUGGAAACUUAAAACCCAAGCCCAGCAAACAAGAUUAUCUGGAGAAAGCAGGUGAUUUGAUAAAGCUGGCCUUGAAGAAGGAGGAGGAAGAAGACUAUGAAACUGCCCUCAGCUUUUAUAGAAAGGGGGUUGAUCUGCUUCUGGAAGGUGUUCAAGGUGAAUCAAGUCCAACUCGGCGAGAAGCAGUGAAAAGAAAGACUGCAGAAUACCUUAUGCGUGCUGAAAAAAUUUCCAGUCUCUACCAUAAAUGCUCUGAAGAUGCAUCUAUUUCUAUGCCUCCAGGAUCACUAAGUUCAAGGCCCUCUUGGAACCUAAGGAGCCCUGCCGAGGAACUGAAGGCCUUCAGAGUCCUUGGGGUGAUUGACAAGGUUUUGCUUGUAAUGGACACUAGAACACAGCAGACUUUUAUAUUGAAGGGUCUAAGGAAAAGUAGUGAGUACAGCAGGAGCAGAACGACCAUCAUCCCCCGCUGUGUGCCCAACAUGGUGUGUCUGCACAAGUACAUCAUCUCCGAGGAGUCUGUCUUUCUCGUGUUACAGCAUGCAGAAGGAGGAAAACUGUGGUCUUAUGUCAGUAAGUUCUUAAACAGAAGUCCUGAAGAGAGCUUCGAAAUUCCUGAACCCAGAACAUCCAGUUCAACUAAAAUUUACCUGGAGCAGCCAACACCAAGUCCUAAAGAAAUUGGUAGCAGCUCUGAGUCCAGAGAAAGCUACAGGGAGAGCACGCUGAAGGUGGUCCCGCUCCAAAGCAGCCUAACGCCGAGCUCUCAGGAUGACAGCAGCAACCAGGAAGAUGGCCAAGAGAGUUCCAAGUGGAUGGACUCAGGAUCCAGCUCAGAAGAAGAAUGCACUACUAGUUAUUUAACGUUAUGCAAUGAAUACGGGCAAGAAAAAGUUGAUUCUGGCUCUCUAAAUGAGGAACCGGCGGUUAAACUGGGGAGUGAAGGUCUAAAUACCAAAGAGAGAAGUUGCUUACAGCAAUGUGGUGUUGUUGGCAGUGAUAACUUCAGCUGUCAGAUUGCAUCUCAGGAACGAAAGCUUUUCAUUGACGACGCUGAGUCGGAAAUAGCUAGCCCUACUAGGAUAUUGGACUCGUUAACUAAAUCAAAGAACAGCCCCAUGGAACUCUUCAGGAUAGACAGCAAAGAUAGCACUAGUGAGCUCCUGGGGCUUGAUUUUGGUGAAAAAUUAUAUAACCUGAAAUCGGAGCCUUUGAAGCCGUUGUUUUCUGUCCCAGACCAUGACAGAAGCUUGGAUGCCGUAGAGAGCAAAAUGGGUGUGAAAGCUCAUGACACCAUAAGCAGGGGUUCCAACGACUCUGUGCCAGUUAUCUCCUUUAAGGAUGCUGCUUUUGAUGAUGUAAAUAGCAUUGAUGAAGGAAGGCCUGAUCUCCUAAUAAACUUACCUGGUAUGUCUGAUGAAAUAGAAGAGGCAGCAGAGUCAAGGCCAACAAAGUUUACAAAAACUGAUAGGGACAUGUUGGAAGUAAAGUUACUAGAAACACCUGAUGUCUUACAGUUAAAUAAUUCUUCAGAGCCAUGCAAAGCAUUUGAUCAAGAGCCAAAUCAUGUGGCACCGGAAGCGGACGAUCCUUUGUGCGAGGAAGCAAAUGGACAAAGCGGUGUCACUCAGGGAGCUCUUGGGACCCUCUUUACAUCUGACCAAGAGGUAGGUAGUUCAGAAGACGGAGCUCUGUUUCAAGGGCUUGGAGCCUGCUCCUUGAACGUGACAAGUGAAGACGAAAGUUUAUUUCUUUCCAACCCGCUCUCAGGUGCUCAGGAUGUUAGCGUGGACAGAGACGCGUUAAGAAAUGAAGCAGUGUUGCUGUUUUCCGAUCAAACUGAAGACUUUGGCAAAGAGGAAACAGACCCGGCUUUGUUACCAGCAGCUGAAAGUAAAAAGACAGCACCAAAGAGGGAAGACAAAAUAGCAGUAGCAGGGGAGAAGGAAAUACAUCAAAUUUUUCAGGACCUCGACGAAAGAUUAGCGAUAACCUCCAGGUUUUAUAUCCCAGAGGAUUGCAUUCAAAGAUGGGCAGCUGAAAUGGUUGUAGCCCUUGAUGCUUUACAUAGAGAAGGAAUUGUGUGCCGCGAUUUGAACCCAAACAACAUCUUAUUGAAUGAUAGAGGACACAUUCAGCUAACGUAUUUUAGCAGGUGGAGGGAGGUUGAAGAUUCCUGUGACAACGAUGCCAUAGAGAGAAUGUACUGUGCCCCAGAGGUUGGCGCUAUCCUAGAAGAGACAGAAGCCUGUGACUGGUGGAGCCUGGGUGCCAUUCUUUUUGAACUCCUCACUGGGAAGACUCUGGUUGAGUGCCAUCCGUCGGGAAUAAACACUCACACUUCUUUGAGUAUACCAGACCACGUAUCAAAGGAGGCCAGAUCAUUGAUUCAGCAGCUUUUGCAGUUUAAUCCUGCGGAGCGUCUUGGUGCUGGUGUUGCUGGUGUCGAAGACAUCAAAUCUCAUCCAUUUUUCGCCCUUAUAGAAUGGGCAGAUCUGCUGAGAUGAGAGCUGCGUGCCCUCUGAACAAACUCAGGUCAAGUGGACAAGUUUCUCUGACAUAGAAGCACCCUGACUUGCUUCCUUUGGAUAUCCCAAUCGAUUUGGAUGUGGUGACUAAAGGACCAAAAGUGAACACUUUUAACAGGGAACACUGGUUGUACAGGGUGCUAGCUUAUUUUUACAGCAACUGGUUGCUACGUGUGUGUAAGCCUUUUCACCAAAGGGUGGUUUGUGAUGAAAUUCCUGGGCAGCAUGUUUAGUGCUGCCAGCUUGUUGACUAGAAACAGGACUGUGCUCCUGGUGCUUUGUCUGAUGAUGGAAGUGUCUAUAGACUGUGCCGGUUGAAAGUGUCUUUUAUAGUGUCAAUAGACCAUUUCCCUAUGCUAAGUGCAGCUCUGGGGGG
Molecule: messenger RNA, 3560 nt
Organism: Leptosomus discolor (cuckoo roller)
Lineage: Eukaryota; Metazoa; Chordata; Aves; Leptosomiformes; Leptosomidae
Source: RefSeq, a predicted model, not a curated record